AUGGGCAAACUGGGCUUCACCUUGCUGGACUUCGACGAGGAGUCCGUCUGGGUGGAUCAGGUGCUGGAGAUGGGCACCGUGCCCGAGUGGAACGAGCAGAACCCGCUGGCAAAGGUCGCAACGGGUACGCGGAUCCUCGAGGUGAACGGCAUCAAGGGGGAUGUGAACAAGAUCUACGAGGAGCUGAAGAAGAAGAGCAGUGUCUUAGAGCUGCUGGUGGAGUCCCAUGGCCCGGAGACAGCCAACCCCAAGGACGCGCCGACCCCGUUCAGUCGGUAUGUUGCCCUUGUGAUUGUGAUGCACCGAUCUGGUCCAUCUGAAAGCACAACCAUCGAAGGCUGUGAUGCCUAG
This is a messenger RNA of Effrenium voratum, 351 nucleotides long. Lineage: Eukaryota; Dinophyceae; Suessiales; Symbiodiniaceae. The record is from the annotation of a GenBank genome assembly.